Macrobrachium nipponense is the source of this 1606-nucleotide messenger RNA. RefSeq lists its product as uncharacterized. Lineage: Eukaryota; Metazoa; Arthropoda; Malacostraca; Decapoda; Palaemonidae. The record is from RefSeq and is a predicted model, not a curated record. The transcript is spliced from 4 exons. The coding region runs from base 122 to 457 and encodes 111 amino acids.
UUUUGUUGCAAACGCUGUAGUUGGCAGUCCACGACAACCUUUAUUCCUUCAUAACAAAAAACGGUCUGUGCAGUCCAGCUGUUAUGGACUGUCUCUCUGUGUACCAAUAAUCCUCCUCGAGAUGGCGUCGACUACCUGGCUAGUCUUGAUUGUCCUUGCUGGAUAUUUCGCAGCAGACUCAGAUGCGUCGCCCUUUGGUCCAUUCUUGAGUCGUCACGUUCGUCAGGUAGAUGCCAAUACGAUUCAAGAUGUUCCCGUCAAGUUCGCCGGGGGCGGAGUGAAUGCCUUUAGGCCUAGCGUUGGAGCCCUGAGCAGCCGUCCCGUCUUCAACUCUCUAACAGCCAACGACCGUUUUGAGGGCGCCCCGCCCGUGGUUUUCGGCGCCAGACCCCGCCCACGCCCACAGCAGUUCUUCAGACCGCAGUACUUCGGACAAUGGUACCCUGGGUUCUACUAAAAAAAAAACUUAACUCUUCACUCUCUCGAUGGCACGCUAACGACAUCAAGAAAUAUAUAUAUCUUUCUUUCGAAGUCAGCUGCAAUGCCACAUAGGCCUAGCCACGCUCUUUGUUUAGUUUGCUAACCACUCUGUUGUUUUUUAUUUCUCUGCUGAUUCUAUUCUUAAAAAAAACUGCACUGUCUUGUUGCCCAGUGUUGUAGCCUGUCUUUCCAACGCAGUUCUUUUGUUUACCCUUUGUUCUAGCGCUGUUGAUUGGUUCAGAAAACUGCUCUGCGUUGUUGAUCAUUGUUGUAACCAGACUUUCCAACCAAGGCUUUAUUUUUUCCUUUUUUUUAUCAGUGAUAUAGUCUUGAAAGUGUGAAUUAAGUUCUUCAUUCCUUUUGCUAACCACAAAUUCCAUUUUCACCUCUGAUCUUGUGCUGUCGACUUUCUGAUUCAGAACACUGCUCUGUGUUGUUGAUCAGUGUUAUAUAAACCAGCCUUUCCAACCAAGUCUUACGUCAGGUCUUUUUAUUUUCGAUCUGUGAUACAGUCUUGAAAGUCUGAAGUCUUUUCCCUGUUCCAAUCUACCUUCAUAGCUUUGUUAGGUGUGAAUACUAACAGCCUUGCUAUGAACUUCAGUCUCAGAUCUGCAAUACUCAGUACUUCGUACCUGUCAGAGUUCGCUACCAACUAAUACCAGCGUCUCUUAUUUCUGUCACUUUUUUUUCACGUUUAUACCUUUUUUGGCUUUUUGGCUUUCUGUGAAAGGUUAAACGUGUAAGUGAAAAAUGAAUGACGACCAGUGAAUUGGAAUUUGAUGAAUAAUGAAUAUUGACAGCAACAGAUGUAGACGUUUUGUUUUGAAAUACUGAAAUAAAUAAGAUGCGAAAAUAUUUUAUUUUGUUUUUGUGUGUAAAGUAGAUCGUGACUAUCAUCAGUUUGUGUGACGAAUUUGAAAGAAAAUUCAUAGACAUAUUUGUGAAGGACUAGGCAUGACUCAUAUGUAUUUUGUUAUUCGUUUAUUGCUAAAUGAACGUCUUCUUUAUUUUCUCCUGUUAUCUUUCAGAGCAAACUUCAGUCAUGAUCUUGGCUUGCAUGCAGAUAGGCCACUUGUUCACUGUGGUGAACGAUCUAGUAUAAAGCAAAUAAAAUUAUUUUUCCACA